AUGUCUGGAGCUACUGACACCAUUUUCUUCCUUGGGGGAGCCGGGCCAUUCCUUUGGCCUCUGCUCUUCCUCUUCUGCUGGUUUGGUGGCUGCCCCAGCACCCUGGCAGCACAGCUUCAUCUCAUGCCACCACCACUGUCGGUCACUUGUGCCAAGCCUGAGAACCGUGUCUAUCAACAACAAGACCUCCCUUUCCAGGUCUCCUGUCUUUGGGACAGCCAUGUGGUGUUGCACUACUCAAAAGCCCACCAACAAAACUCCAAGGAGGAAGGGGCCGAAUCUCCAGUGCCUCCUCUCUGCCACUGGUAUCGGGAUGCCAUCCUGGUCAACCAGACGACUUCCUGGACAGGUGAGUUGAUGCUCAGUCCAGGCCUGCCAUGGAAAAGUCCCCAUCCACCUUGGGCUGGUUCUCGGAUCUCCAUGCAGUGCAUCUCAGUUUCAUGCUUGGCUCCCUUGUGCUUGUAUCACAAUUUGAGCAUUGAGGUUGUGGACCAAGAUAUCCAUCUCUUCCUGCUGCAGCCUCACACCCUUCCCAUUUUGGAGAGGCAGCCGGUGUGGGUGGGCUGGUGUGCCCGCCUCAAGAGUUCGGCUUGGCGCUACUACUUCGAGAGCCAAGGGGGUCUUCCUGAGGCCCGCCUCAUUCCCACCAACCAGCACAAUGAGCCCCUCCUACGUAGUGACUAUCCCACUGCCAAGUUGCACCAGGUCUGCAUGCCUUACUAUAGUUACCAUUUGACUGUGCAGUACCCACGCCGUGGAUCCUACAUUGCUUCGGUCAGCUAUAAGCCGGGUCCCCGGAGCAGCCUCAGCCUGGAUUUCUUGGUGGAGCCUGCUCUGCUCUUUGUUUUCAGGGUAACCUCCCAAUUGCAGAGACCGUCACAAGGGGCCCUGAGCUUUUCCUGGAACCUGCAGCAGCUCAGCCCAGAAAUAGUAGCCUACCAACUCCUGGAUACACAAAGAUCCCUAGAGUGGUCCCACUCCUAUGAUUACAAUCCGUUUGGCCUGCACAGUCAUUUCUGCGCUGUGCCCACAUCACACCAGACCAAGGAAACAGUCGUGGCCAGUGUAUACUUCCGUACCAGCCAGAGGGUAUCGACGAGAGCAAGGGGAAGCCUUGAUUUCUUAAACAGGACCCUGAUUUUCAGAACAAGCAGGACAAGCUCAAUUUCCAUAAGACUCAACCCACAGGAAAACACAAUCAGCACUUAUAUUUUUAGCCGAGCCCAAGGACUCUACUAUUCUACCCAAAAAGGGAACUUGAGCAUGGGCCUUGCUAAGAACUCCAGCCUCUGCUAUGUACUUUAUCAGCAAGCGGGCCUCUCCUACCUGAUUACAGUUAAAUUCGUGCAGCUACAGUUAUUUAGAUUCAGCCUGGAUAUUUAUCUGAAUCGGAAAGAGGCGCUGUUCCAGUCUCUAGGGGAAAAGGAGACGGACGUUUAUGUCUUCAACAGCACUUCUCCUGACAACAGCUUGGCCUAUGUUGUGUGGUUCAUCCCCGCACAGCAUCCCCUUCUGCAGUGUGAAUGGGCCUUCAAUCUGCAAGUUUUCAAUUCCGUGGACGGGCACCUGGUGGAAAACUCCACUUUUGCCUACAUUGAUCGGACCCCAAAUGCAGCUCAUUUCCUUCCCGAUUCUGCCCCAGCUUUCCAUCCUGAUUCGUAUGCGGGAUUUGUUGCCAGAGUGAAAUGCCUAAAGAGGGCGAACAUUCCCAUCGUGUUCACUGCGAGGUUUAAUAUUUACGCGCUGAAAGUCAUAGAAUCGCAAAUUGCAUGCCAGCAAAAAACUUGCACCAUUCCCAAAGUUAGGAUCCACCGGGGGGUUAAUACCAAACACAUCCUGCAUUACGCACAGGAGACUGGAUUUACACUUGCAGCAGACAUGCGGGUCAAUUGCCCAGGCCCCAAAUCAACUAAAGUUAGUUGGAACAUCUAUAAAGUCUCUAAUCUGUCAGAUAAACCAGACUGGUCCAAACCUUUUAAUCCAACUGGUAUUGAAGGAAGACAUUUCAUCCGGCUAAAAAUCCCUUGCUCCAGCUUGGAUACUGGCCUGUAUCUUUUUAAUUUUACUGUGCAAUUAAUUUCACCCACUUUCCCCCAGAUGAUAGAGCGCUCGGAUGCAGUGUUGAUAGAAGUUGGGUCAGAUCUCUGGGGUGCUGUCAUCAUGGGAGGCCACUUUAGGUCCGUUGGCUUUUCUGAUCGGUGGAUUCUAAAAGGAUCUGUCCUGUCCAAUGGUGAGAUGGUCAGUCUGUCUCAGGGACUGUCCUAUACUUGGUAUUGCACCAAACAGGAAAGAGACUAUACAUCGAUGGCCCUCAGCACAGUUGGGAAAUGUUAUCCAGAUCAGGUGGAUUUGAAGUGGACCACAUCCUCCAAUUCAAUUCAGAUGGUACUUCCGGAAACUCUUCAGGCCAAUAACACAUACCAUUUUCUCCUGUUAGUUCAAAACGGUAGCAGGAUAACUCAAGCUCAGCAAACCGUACAUGUGCGUGCUCACGGUGCCCUCGUUCUAAACAUUGCAUGCACUGAAAAUUGUGGAACGUCAGUAAUUCCAACAGAAAGAUUUUCUCUGUCUGGUAAAUGUGGGAACUGCAGGGAAAUCAAAUCCUGGUAUUAUUGGUCACUGCGCUCGGCCCAGUCCCAUGAAAUCAAAUUUGACUGGUCUUCCAGAACAACUACUGGUAGAUCCAGCUCAUAUCUACAUUUCAAAGCCUUUGCUUUGGUCUCCAUGGCAGAAGAGUUCUACAUUUUGAGCCUAAAAGUCGUCACCCAAAAUGGACAGUCUUCUAGCUGUGAAUAUUUUUUUUAUAUUAAUGCUCCGCCACAGAUAGGAAAAUGUGUCCUUCAUCCAAAAGAAGGAAUAGCUUUUCUAACAAAAUUCACUAUCCAGUGCCAUGGAUUUGAGGACAGAAAUCAGCCUCUCGCCUACAAAGUAAUAGCAGCAUCAGAUCAAAUGACAAUUAGUUCCAUAUCCUCAAUUCAAAAUAAUACUUUGGGGAUAAUCAUCUAUGUUGGACAUGAAUCCAAAACUCCAUGGUCUUUCCUUCCUCCUGGCAGACCCUCACAAACCUUUGCUUUGCCUAUAUAUGUUCAAGUUUUCGAUGCCCUUGGUGCAUCUUCUCAAGUCACUUUGCAAGCAACAGUGCUCGAUCAAAGACAACCACCAACCAAUGCUGUCCUCCAUCAACAACUAUAUGAUUUGAUGAAUGGAUCAAGUGCCCUUAUGACCAAGUUGCUCAUCACCAAGGAUUACCUGAGUAUAGGCUAUAUUGUAUACAUGAUGGCCGCGGUCUUAAACAAUAUUGAAGCUUCACCCUCCAAUCGUGUUCCUAAAGCAGAUUUGCGUCAACACCUCCUCAAUAUAAGCACAGGGAUUCCUAGCACUAGUAUCGGGGAAAUCAAUCAGGUGAUCCUAAGUAUUUGUCAAGCAACGCAUGAAAUUGCUGAAGUCGAUAAAAUAUCCCAGCUGCUUGCAGUAAGAAAAUUAAAAACAGUCAGUCAAGCUCUGAGGAGACACAGGAAUCAAGGCUUGGGCUCAAAGGAAACGGAGAUUCUUAGCAACGGGAUUUUCACAGGAUUGUCCAAUAUCUUGGAUGCUUCUCUCUUGAAUCACAGAAAUCCUAACGCGGAUGCCAUUAAAGAAGCUAUUUCUGUGACCGAAAUAUUAACAGAUCUCAUUUUACAAGGCAAAGUCCCUGGUGGGAAUGAAACUAAAAUGGUCACCCGAAACUGGUCCAUCCAUCUUUGGAAAAGCAAAACAUGGGACAUUUCUGGAACUUUCUCAAAGAGGAAGCGAUGUAGGAGCUGCUUUUAUCCAACACUAAAGCAGGGGUCUCAUGUGGAGUUAGAAGAAGAUAAUGUCGUUUCCACCAUUCUGUACGAAUUUGAACAGAAUCCUUUCCCUUGGCUGGCUUUUGCCGACAAUAUUGGCACAAUAGUAACAGGGUUCAAAAUGGCGGCAGCCGAUUCUAAAGGAGACCUAACUACCAUCGUUCCUGAUAUGUUUGAAAUAAUCUUGACUAGGACAGACAAGGCCAUCUUUGAGCUGACUAUAGGGCCAGAUAAAAAACUUCCUAAAACAACGGGUGGCUUCGGCUUGGAAAUUAAAAGAAACUCCAGUGAUAUUUUUAUCCAACUGGUGCCCCAAGUGAACAUUACUUUCCAGGUAUUUAUCUACUUAGGCCUCAAUCUGAGCCAUCCUCCCUUACUUUUAUAUAACGCUUCUCAUUUAAGUCCUCCAACAGUCCUCCAAGAGGAUACAAUUAUCACUGGAUGUGCUCUCAACAUUCCUUACAUCUUUUGCCUUCCAAAGUCAUUGCUUUGGUCUCCAGCUUAUAAUAGGGUAGCAGACACACUCAACCUUUCCAUUGUCUUGCAGUCACAACCAAUUGUGAGACACCAAACCGCAAAAUCUCUCCGCGUUGCUAUCUUUGCAGCAGGCUGUUUGUCUCUUGAAGGCGUUCAGGAUCAGUGGAAAGAAGAACCCUGCAGCCUUGGACCUCAAACCAGCUGGUCGAAAAUCCACUGUGUCUGCCAAGGGAAAAAAAACAGCACGAAGUCAACUAGAUCAGAUUCAAGAGGGGCUUCAGGACCCGGAGUCCGAUUUUUGGCUGGCAAGUUACUUCUAUUUCCCAAUCAAGUUGACAUGAAAAUGUUGCUUUUACAACCGAUGGGAAGAAAUCCUGUCCCGGGGUUUAUGGUGCUUGCUGUUUUCCUACUCUACAUUUUCUUGGCUGUCUGGGUGAGAAGAAAAGACAAAAUUGAUAUUGAAGAGCAGAUUAUAUAUUUGCCAGAUAACGACCCGUUUCACACCACGAGAUACCUGGUGACCAUCUAUACCGGGAGCCGCCCAAGUGCAGGGACCAAAGCGGAUGUGUUCAUAGAGCUGAUUGGCCAGAAUGGAAAAAGUGAUGUGCAUCUCUUAAAGCACCCAUCGUUUCCAGAGAUCCUUCAGAACAGCUGCAUUGAUACUUUCAUGCUAACUACUGGGGAAGAUUUGGGAGAUCUCGUCUCUAUCCACAUCUGGCACAAUUAUUGUGGCUUUGGUCCAAACUGGUACUUGAGCCGAAUCAAAAUCCUCAGCGUAGACACAAACAGGUCGUGGCUGUUUCUGUGUAGAAAAUGGUUGGCCCUCGGCAGGAAUAACUACCAAAUAGAAUGGACUUUCGAGGUCACAGAUCCACAAGUCCCCAUCAGCAGAACUGAUUAUCUGUUGAUAAUGUUUAGCUAUCACUGGUUCCAAGACCACCUUUGGUUCUCUAUCUUUGUUCGCAGCCUUGACAGCUCCUGGAACAGAUUUCAGAGGCUCUCCUGCUGCUUAGCGAUACUUUUGACCUCCCUGCUGGUCAACACGAUAAUCUUCAACACUAAGAAAGAAGAACAGGUUUAUCUCCUAGAACUGCAGUAUUUGAGGUCCAUAAUAGCCGGUGUUCUUGGUGCUCUCAUCUCCCUUCCUGUGGGAUGGAUUGCAAUAAGCUUGUUUAAGUACUCCGUGAAGGGGUCUUCCCAGUGUAACCUCGCUCAGGGUCAGGAAAAGGAAAGCUUCCCUUGGUUGCUCGAAAGCCUUUUUAAAGCAGAUACUCAACUUUCAGAGAUAAAAUCACAGCAGUUUUCAGCCACGGAUACCAAUGUUAGUAAUAAUUAUGCAGCAGAAAAGAAAGCAACUUUGGGUAAAACUCAGAAAUCGCAAUGGGGUAGAUGUUUGUCUUGCAGUGCAUGGUUCUUUGUCUUCCUUAUAUCUGGGCUAGCCUCAUUUUUCAUCACAUUCAUUGGCCAGUCUUUUGACCACAAAACAUCCUCCGAAUGGCUAAUAGCUGCUCUGAUAUCGUUCUGUCUCCAUGUGAGCUUCUUUGAGACCUUGCAAAUUGUUGUUUACUCCAGCUGGAAUAUCUGUUUGGCAAAAUACUGCGCAAACAUCCCAUGGCAAGGCUUUCAUGCUAUGACGUACACACCAAGAACGUUGGACGCUGACGAGAUGGAGAAGUUGCACAAUGACCUGGUGGAACUGAGAGCUUCCAAGAAAUACCAACCCAUCAAAGAGGAAGAUGUUAUAGCCAUGCAAAAGAAGAAGCUGAUUCAAUAUCUAGCUUACAAAUAUGUGAAGGACAUGAUCUGCCAUUUUAUCUUCUUGGGUUUAAUUUUCGCCAUCUCACACCCAAUAGAUGUUACGGCUGCCUUCUUUUACAAUCGCGCCAUGUCUAGAGAAUUUUCUCCUGAUUUACCCGAUUUGAAUGGAGCCCAGGAUGUUUACAGAUGGGUAAACAAAAGCUUUCUGCCACUGAUACACAAUCCUUAUCACCCAAGCUAUCUUCCGAUCUCCGGGUCCAAAAUCCUGGGAUUGCCCAGAAUGAGGCAAAUAAGAAAGAAAUAUGCAGACAGAUGUCUACUCCCCUACGAAUUAAAAAACAUGUUUUUGCUGGCUAAUAUUCAGUGCAAGAACAAAUAUGGAUUCAGCCAGGAAGAUCAAAGUAACUAUGUGGGCUCGUGGUCAACUCCAACGGACACCUCUGUUCCCAAGAACCAUGCUGAGUUUUUAGGCUUCAGUUAUGAGCCAAGCAGUGCCCAAUGGGAGUAUAUCUCCUAUGGACAAUUAAAUGACUAUCCUUCCAGGGGAUAUACGUUUUAUUUUUUCCCCGAAGAACCACAAGUGAAUUCAACGCAAAGGUUGGACGCUUUGGAAACGAACAGCUGGAUUGACAACAAGACGUGGGCAGUGAUUUUCGAACUCACAACUUUUAACGUUGAUGCCAAUAUGUUCUGCAGCAUUUCCGUCAUUUUUGAACUUUCUUUCCUCGGCCCUGUGAAUGCCAGCAUCGUUGUACAUUCUUACAAACUCCCGUUUUUCACCCAUCAAAACAUGAGUGAGAUUUUCUUCUUUUGCCUGACGAUAUACAUACUUAUUAUUUAUAUUGCUGACGAAUGCCACAUGAUGUACCAAGAACAGCUGAGCUAUUUUACCCUGGCUACCAACCUGAUCAACUUUGGGAUAAAGACCAACUGUAUUCUCUUUCUGGUGGUGCUUUUGUGCAAAUUCAAGCUUUCUUCUGAUUUGGUGCAAUUUUACUUACUGCAUUCCCAAGAGUUUGUUCCAUUCCAUACGGCUUCCCAAUUCGACCAGACUGUCAGAGGUGUGCUGGGGAUUCUGGUUUUUUUCCUGGUUCUGAAAACGUAUCGCUAUGUCAGAUUUCUGUUCGAUUUACGCUUAGCCCAAAAAACCCUCAGAACAGCCCUCGCUGGUAUCAUCAAUAUAAUUGUAAUGGGUAUCAUAUUUUUCAAUGCAUACAUGGCACUCGGAUACGUGGGAUUUGGCCAACAUGAAUGGCAUUUCCGCAGCCUAAUGUAUUCCUUCACGACCGUGUUGUCUUAUUGUGCCUUAACAUUUAAGGACACUGAAUUUUUGUCUGACAAAUUUCUAGGGGGUCUUUUUUUAGCAUCCUUUCUGUUGAUGAUGAUCUGCGUUUUUGUCAAUUUAAGUCAAAUCCUCAUCAUGUCAGCUCACUCAGACAUGAAGGAAGUUGUUUUCAAUGAGCCUUCCAAUGAAGCUGAUGUAAUGUAUUUUAUACUCCAGAAGGUGUACAGAAUGUGGUAUUUUGCCAGUACUGGUACCUACACAAAAUCAGAGACUGAUAUUUUUAAUACUAUACUGUAUGGGAAAUUUAAGAAACGUAGAAAACAGCCCUUGAGAAAACGCUUGGGAAAGAAAGAAAGGCUUUAUGUUGUUGUUUGA
Thamnophis elegans (Western terrestrial garter snake) is the source of this 7722-nucleotide messenger RNA. RefSeq names its product polycystic kidney disease and receptor for egg jelly-related protein-like. Bases 1 to 7722 code for a protein of 2573 amino acids. Gene Ontology annotation, cellular component: membrane. The transcript has a single exon. The record is from RefSeq and is a predicted model, not a curated record. Gene Ontology annotation, molecular function: protein binding; calcium channel activity; calcium ion binding. Lineage: Eukaryota; Metazoa; Chordata; Lepidosauria; Squamata; Natricidae. Gene Ontology annotation, biological process: detection of mechanical stimulus.